AUGUCCAAUCCACCUCUAUCUAGAACCUGGCCUGAGAUUCGACAGGCCCUCGAGCACGCCAGAGAGUGUGAAGAUGGUCUUGUGAACGCCCAGACCGCCGCCGUGUUAGAGGUCGCCAUCACCGAGCUCUGGAAUCGUAUCCAGGCCCAACCUGAUACCUACGUCCUCAGUCCGGACGAGUUCGCCCUCUUUAAUUAUUUCCUCACAACACGCUAUCGGGGCUCCCCCGUCGCUCAACAAGCAGUGGCUCGCUUCUGGAACAAUUAUCAACAAACCGGCGGUUGUGACGGUGUCGCCAACUAA
This is a messenger RNA of Penicillium soppii, 303 nucleotides long. RefSeq lists its product as uncharacterized. The record is from RefSeq and is a predicted model, not a curated record. NCBI's taxonomy places the organism in Eukaryota, Fungi, Ascomycota, Eurotiomycetes, Eurotiales, Aspergillaceae. Bases 1 to 303 code for a protein of 100 amino acids. The transcript has a single exon.